Messenger RNA from Scleropages formosus (Asian bonytongue), 1051 nucleotides. It is a transcript of the gene smim13, whose product is annotated as small integral membrane protein 13. Lineage: Eukaryota; Metazoa; Chordata; Actinopteri; Osteoglossiformes; Osteoglossidae. Bases 301 to 561 code for a protein of 86 amino acids. The transcript is spliced from 2 exons. The record is from RefSeq and is a predicted model, not a curated record.
CGUCCUUUUAACCGUGGACGGUGGAUUCAUACGAUCUUGUGAUGUCUGCAAAGUUGUUCUGCAGAACACUUUUAUAUCUCAAAGAUGUAGGUGGAUCGUGUGCUUUAUUUUAGUCUUCUCAUGACAAGUGUGUCUGUAGUCCGUCCGUAGGAACCGCGGCUCUAGCCGUUUGCUUCUAAUCUUUUUCAGCCGCGCGCGGCGCGGCGCGGUCCACCACGGAGACAGAGUUACCGAGAAAAGAAAGCGAGGGACCACCAGGCUCGCUCACACACACUGUCGGUGUGUUAAAGGAGCAGGAGGAUGUGGCAAAGCCUCGGCCUCACCGUCGUGGUCAUCGUGGCCACCCUGCUCUGCGUGCUGCUCUUCAUGCUCUUCGGCUGGUAUGUGGUCUGGCAGCUCUUCCUGUCCAAGUUCAAGUUCCUGCGCGAGCUGGUGGGUGACACCAGCCCCCAGCAGGCUGAUGCCGAGCUGCCACGCUCUGGGGCCGAGAGACCCCCCACCCCUCGGCAUCGGGCCAAGGCACCCCGGCAGAGAAUCGUCUCACCACAAGAUGCCAGCUAGAGCUGUCUGCUUCCUCAGCAAGGGCUGUCUACACACGUCCCUCCGAUGAGCACCAGAGACGGCAUCGAAGCCGGGCCCUUUGCUUCCCUGUGCUUUACGUGUGUUGUGCGUUUGACACAGCCACUUGCACGUCCCGUCACCCCCACUGGGUCUCUCGUGUCAUGUCACGUGUAAAAGCGUAGCUCACCAUAGUCUCGAACCAGGCACCUGACUGUAAGAAGCAACGAAGACCUAAAUGAGCAACUGAGAGCUUCCAUGAUUUCAGAUUCAUUUUCAUUGCUCUCCCUAGUUUUUGGCACAUCGGCCGGCCACCAGAGGGCACUACUCAGAGGGGCGCUGCCAUCAGGGACCACGUGUGGAUGUAGGACCCUACGUUGUAAGGGGCCCUCGUGUUGCCAAGCUCUUCAGUAUAGAACAAAUCGGUUGACAUGUGGCUGCUUUUUAAGUUUUUCAUUUACUCCAUGUGGCUGUCUUAAUAAAAGUGUUUUGU